GGGGGGGAGUGUACAGCAGCUCUCAUUCACUAAUGUGGAGAUCCCUGUUGAUGUUUCUGCCUCACUGAAUCCUGGAUCACAUCUGUGAGGGAAGCACGAGGGAAAGACAGAGAAGGCAAGAGGCAGACAGGGAAAGAGAAAGAGGCAGACAGAGAGCGACAGACGCUCAGAGGGAGUUUUGCAGCUGAAGUUAAAGCAGAGUUAUUAGGAAGCAGAAAAUGGGACCGGCUGUUACCUCGCUCGCUCUGCUGUGUUUAUGUUCUCUGGGUCUGUGUGUGCCUACAGGGACGGCCGACGCUACACCAGCACAGGCAUUCCAGCCAGAGGUGAAGAAGGCGAGGGGAGAUGUUCCUGAUAUUCUUCCAGAGCCGGAACCAGAGCCAACCAGCCCGGUGUCAGACUUUGAAACCUCAUACAACUAUGUCUUGUCCAGACUAGCCGGCAUGGACCAGGCGAUCCACAAGCUCAAUGUUGGUCACUACACCCUGGAUGUUAAAGUCAGCCAGCUGAUGGACCGUCUGUCCAGGAUGGAUGCUAAAGUCGGGGAACUGGAGGACAACAUCCGGGAGGUCUACCAGCACAGCAAGGACAACCGCAAGGAGACAGGAAGACUGGAAGGUUGCCAGAAGGGACGCAGGAUGGGAUACAAAUGUUAUCUUGUGUACAACAGCUACGAAGAUUACGCCGGAGCUGCCAGGAAGUGCCUCGAACGCGGUGGCCGCAUGGCGAUGCCCCGAGACCGCAAGGAGCAGGAAGCCCUCGCCGAUUACGUGAAGUCCUUCUUCCACCCGGGGAACUGGCCCGUCUGGCUGGGCAUCAACGACCUGCGAUCUGAGGGCAUGUACGUUUUCGACGACGGGACGAGGGUGUCGUACUUCCAGUGGCGCAAACACUUCCUGUCCAGCCAGCCGGACGGGGGGAGGCGGGAGAACUGUGUGGCGAUGUCGUCGGACGACGGCGACUGGUGGGAUCACUACUGCGAUCGGACCAUGAACUAUGUGUGCGAGUUCGAUGACAGGGUGGCACUUUAAGAUGAACUCUUUCAAGCUUUACUCUCUUCACCACCUUAAACUUUGACCUCCAGUUGUUUGUUAGAAAUAAAAUAACUUAUUUAGCUUUAAAUAAUUAUAAAUACCCAGUAUAAUUUCAUUUCUAUAUGCGAUUAUUGUGGCAGUGUUCGAGGAGUGUCAGUAUCUUGCAGGAUAAAAUGAAAAUAUUUCACGGUAUCUUCGUGAAACACGUCUCAAAUGCGCACAAACACAUGUAUUGCUAUUUAAGUUUAAGUACUGAGUAAGACUUCUUCAUCUGAUUAUGUCUAGUGUUAUAUUAUUCAUGCAGCUGCAGUGAUAUGAAUGUAAACCGGUCAGGACUCUGAUGUGAUUUCACACGUGGAUUCUUUCUAAAUAUUUCUUCAAACUUUCCAAAAAAGAAAAAAGGGGAAAAACCUGAAAUGUUUGGAGCCAGUUUCUUUAGAAUCAGCACAUACUGAACCUCGUGAAGACAUAAAUCAGUCUGUUUGGGGGUUUAACAGGAAUCAGGCAGCACUUCUUCUGUUACUUACUUAGAUCUUUGAAGAUAUCUUUACAAAAGCCUGGCACCGGUUGCGAAAGCCGUUAAACUGCUGAUUCUUCAACAUGUCCGGGCCAGAACACUUUUUAGAGUUUUAACCUCGCAUCUGAAUCCUCUUUAAAACGUCACAAAUGUCACUGUAUGUAAAUGUAUCUCGAGCCCUACAGUAUGUAAAAUGAGAAAGAUGUACA
This is a messenger RNA of Larimichthys crocea (large yellow croaker), 1760 nucleotides long. RefSeq names its product C-type lectin domain containing 11A (gene clec11a). NCBI's taxonomy places the organism in Eukaryota, Metazoa, Chordata, Actinopteri, Sciaenidae. The transcript is spliced from 5 exons. Gene Ontology annotation, molecular function: growth factor activity. The coding region runs from base 219 to 1031 and encodes 270 amino acids. The record is from RefSeq and is a predicted model, not a curated record. Gene Ontology annotation, biological process: ossification.